Salvelinus sp. IW2-2015 is the source of this 790-nucleotide messenger RNA. RefSeq names its product phosphate-regulating neutral endopeptidase PHEX-like. The record is from RefSeq and is a predicted model, not a curated record. Gene Ontology annotation, molecular function: metalloendopeptidase activity. Gene Ontology annotation, cellular component: plasma membrane. Gene Ontology annotation, biological process: protein processing. NCBI's taxonomy places the organism in Eukaryota, Metazoa, Chordata, Actinopteri, Salmoniformes, Salmonidae.
GGGAAGGAGGGAGAGAGACAGAGAGAGAGGGAGGGAGAAAGAGACAGAUAUAGAUUUGGAGACGGACAAAGAGGUGGCUGAAAGUGAGGUAGUGUGUGCGUCUGUUUUGAUUGGAGACAUGGAGAUGGAGCAUCUAGGUGUGUGUGUUUCUAAACCAGAACAAGGAAACAGUCGCGUCCUGAAGGCUGCGCUGGCCGCAUGUGUGUGUUUCUGCAUCGCUCUGCUGCUUGCUGUCAUACUGGUUUCCCAGAGAGCCAAUCAGGAUGUCUUCUGCCUAACUCCAGAAUGUAUUGAAGCAGCUGGUUCUAUCCUCAGUAAGAUGGACCGGGCUGUGUCUCCCUGUGACGACUUCUAUGGGUUCUCCUGUGGUGGCUGGCUGAGAGACAACCCUAUUCCUGAAGACUCCUCUUCAUACGGCGUCUACCCCUGGUUACGCCAACACGUUGAUAUCACACUCAAAGACUUGCUGGAGGCUCCAUCAGAGUCAGAUGAGAUAGAAGCUGUCAGGAAGGCCAAGGUCUUCUACCGCUCCUGUAUGGACGAAGCUGUAUUGGAGAAAAUGGACAGUGGUCCUCUGUUGAAGCUUUUACAGCAGCCUGAGUUCCACUGGCCCGUCCUGGGGGAGGGGCUUGGGGGGGAGUGGCUCUGGUCACCAGGACGAUGGGACCUGCUACAGACAUUGGCUCAGAUUAGGAACCAACACAGCAAGAGUGUUCUGAUUCGCUUAUACAUCGCCCCAGAUGACAAGAACUCCACCAACUACAUAAUUAAGUUGGAUCAGGCGCUGUAA